UCCAUUUGCUGAUGUGAUCCAUGCCGCUGCUUGCUACUAUUUACUGUAAUUUUAUAAGGAUUUCUUAUUGCUGUUGUAAUAAACGACUGAUUCUCGAGCGUUCCAAGAUAAAUUGUAAGUUAUUGGUUGGGUUUUCCUAUGAAUAAUAACCUUGCCCGAACAGUAUCUGGUCUGCGCUGUGGAGCCGGUAACCCGUUAAUUUAUAAGCUUCCCUAUCCAAUCCGACGGUGAAUACGAGACCCGUCCGUGAUCCAUCUCUGAACCAAACAAAAUACGCACAUCUGUAUCUUUUGCUAGCAUCCCGCUGCCGCCGCCGCUCGCUAUAGACUCUAGGUUUGUGAUACCAAUCUGUAUCCGUGCGUCGUCGAGGAUAAUUUGAAGUCAUGAUUGGGAGAACUACCUGCAGCCAUUUUGUGGUGGGAAACCUGAUUCAUAUGAAGUUAAUGUGAGCAACCUCUUGAAACCAGCGAGACUUAGGUCUAGCUUUUACAGACAAUGGAUCGCCGUGAUACUUCUGGAUUUGUGAGUGGGGGUUAGGUUGUGCUCUUUCAGAGACUUCUAACCCUAACAUUGUAGCUAAAUCUUUUAUAACCGGAAGCCAGGCAGACUGUAGCUACAGAUACUUGAUUCUAGUAAGGGUGUUGUCUGAUGGAUGAGAGAUUGCACAACCUGGUAUUUUCUGCAAGCCCACAAUCAAAUGCAUUCGAAAACAUGUGCAAUUCCAUCCAAGUUGGUGGAACUGGAGAUGUAGUAGUGUACUCUGCUGCUGACACAACUUUACGACUCAAUUCACCUGGAUUUGUAGCCUCCUUCCCAUCUGCACCAAAGGGAGUCAAAAGAAAGUGGAACUUUGUAAAUGAUCUGGCAAAUCAGAAUGUUAAAUCUUCAUUAGGCCUUGGCCUUGGUCACUCAUCAAGUUCAUCAGACAGUAAAGGGAGUUUACGAACUGCGUGUGCUUCAGUAUCCUCCUCCAAGGAGACUGAAGAAAAAUCCUCAAUGGAUAUAGAGUUGGACUUCACACUUCAUCUUGGCAGUGAUAAAUCAUCAGACACCGAGAAGUCCGCCAGCUCUAAGUUGAAAGUAUUGAAUAAGUGGCCUAAGGUUGAUUUGCAAUUGAGCCUUUCCAGCGGGCCUACCUUGUCUGAUGUUUCAUCUGUCCAUCCAGGUACCACUCCGCCAAAAAGCUUGACCACUUUGGUUCACUGUGGUGGUUUAAGCUUGAGUGAAGGAUCAGCUGGAAAUCCCCUUGUGCCAUUUCAGACUGCAUCCUAUACAGAAAACAUUUACUUUCUAAACCAAUCCAUUGGUCAAGCAAAGCCAACAUCUCCAGGUCUCAUCCCAAGCAUUACAACAACACCAAAAAGCUCAGUCACCUGUACUUCCGGGGUAACACAGUUGAAGCAGCAGCGGAGUAACUGUACCAAACAAUGUCAAUUUCAAGGAUGUUUGAAGGGGGCUAGGGGGGCAUCUGGUUUUUGCAUUGGUCAUGGAGGUGGUCGAAGGUGUCUUCGCUCUGGCUGUGACAAAGGGGCUGAGGGUCGAACUGCAUUCUGCAAGGCUCAUGGUGGCGGCCGAAGAUGUGAAUUUUUGGGAUGUACAAAAAGUGCUGAAGGGCGUACAGAUUUCUGCAUUGCCCAUGGUGGUGGUCGGCGUUGUAGUAACAAGUUAUGCACCCGUGCUGCCAGAGGGAAAUCUGGAUUGUGCAUCCGGCACGGCGGAGGCAAGAGAUGCAAGAGAGAACACUGUAAAAAGAGUGCAGAGGGCGUUUCUGGUCUCUGCAUUGCACAUGGAGGUGGUCGUCGAUGUCAGUAUCUUGAAUGCAACAAGGGGGCUCAAGGAAGCACAAUGUUUUGCAAGGCACAUGGUGGUGGAAAACGUUGCUCAUAUCCAGAUUGCAAGAAAGGUGCAGAAGGAAGCACCCCCUUCUGCAAAGGGCAUGGAGGCGGGAAACGAUGCUCAUUUCAAGAAGGUGGUGUUUGCCCAAAGAGUGUGCAUGGUGGAACCCUUUUCUGUGUGGCACAUGGGGGUGGUAAAAGGUGUGCAGUUCCAGGGUGUACAAAGAGUGCCAGGGGGCGAACGAACUUCUGUGUUCGUCAUGGUGGGGGCAAGAGAUGCAAAUUUGAAGGGUGUGGAAAAAGUGCUCAGGGAAGCACUGAUUUUUGUAAGGCUCAUGGUGGAGGGAAGAGAUGUUUAUGGGGUAACCCUGGUUCUGGAUUUGGUCAAGGUGACAUUCCUUGCAGCAUAUUUUCUAGAGGUAAAAUGGGACUAUGUGCAUUACAUGGUGCCCUUGUUCAGGAUAAAAGAGUUCAUGGUGGUGAAACUAUGGGAAUUGCCACCCUGGAUUCUAAAUCCCAAAACCAAAUCUUUUCUGCUGAAGACCUGAAUGUGGAUACUCCGACGUUUGAGAGUAACAUUGUGAGUUCAAUCAGCAAUUAUCAUGGUCAAAAUCUUACUUCGUUGCCAAUUGGAAGCAACCCUUCAUCUAGUAAGGUCCCAGAAGGUAGGGUGCAUGGAGCUAAUCUUAUGGCAAGGUUUGCAUGCAAUUCUGGCUACAACUUUUCUAGCAGCAGAGUCAUUUUUGGUUCGUCCAUGCCAGAGAAGACUAUGGAAGCUCCACAGAACUGGAUGUAAGGCAGAACCCCUAGUUUGCCUUGGUCUUUUCUCAGAUGCACUGUGAUUGGGCAUGUAACUUCUAUUGUUCCAUUUGAUGUUGUCUGGUAUUUUGCAUUUUAGACUUGUUCUAUUUUUAACAUUAUGGAUUUGUAGAUGUAGUGUGGCAAUAAGGGGAAGUUAUUUCUGCUUGAAUGUGCUCCCAUUCCAUGUAGAUAGUCACAGUGCAUGAUAUUGCUUCUUGUGCUGUUUUGUUGGGUCGAAAUGAUAUUUUGUUGUAGAAAGAUAAACUUGCAUCUCUUCUUGUAUCUCCUAUAGUUUUGAAUAAGUUUCUCUUCAUCUUA
This is a messenger RNA of Andrographis paniculata, 2954 nucleotides long. RefSeq lists its product as uncharacterized. Lineage: Eukaryota; Viridiplantae; Streptophyta; Magnoliopsida; Lamiales; Acanthaceae. The record is from RefSeq and is a predicted model, not a curated record. The transcript has 2 exons. The coding region runs from base 649 to 2631 and encodes 660 amino acids.